Messenger RNA from Syngnathus typhle (broad-nosed pipefish), 943 nucleotides. RefSeq lists its product as uncharacterized. Gene Ontology annotation, biological process: immune response; neutrophil differentiation; macrophage differentiation. Gene Ontology annotation, molecular function: cytokine activity. The record is from RefSeq and is a predicted model, not a curated record. The transcript has 5 exons. The coding region runs from base 96 to 755 and encodes 219 amino acids. NCBI's taxonomy places the organism in Eukaryota, Metazoa, Chordata, Actinopteri, Syngnathiformes, Syngnathidae. Gene Ontology annotation, cellular component: extracellular region.
AUAUAUACACGUUACGAAUGACAUUGAGUAUGCUCAAUCAAUCAAGCGUGUAGACUUGAGGUCACUUCUCCAAAAACAUUCCCCCAGUUGACGCCAUGGACAUCCUGAUUGUUUUCGCUCUCUUCCACAUGGCCAGGAUUGCCGGCGCCGCGCCUCUACCGGAGGUUUGCGCAGACAUGUGCGCACUUGUUGACGGGGCGCAAUUCCAAGCGCUCGUCCGGAGGAGCCGCACUUUAACCGAAAAGAUCCUGCUUGCCAUUCCUGACACGUACAGAUCGAGCAUCCACGACGAGACUCUGAAGUUGAAUUCUUCCGAAAACGUCAGGCUGGGCACAAUGGCGUCCAACAUCAAUUUCCCAACUGCUCCUGUGAUCAAAAUUACUUCGGAAAAAGUUCCCUUGGAGAGCAGUCUGAUCCUUACGCACGAGGGCCUGCAGCAGCACCAGGCCUUGCUGAGCUCCAUCUCACCUCACCUAGAAAACAAGCAGAGAGCGACCGACCUCAUGAAUACGGUCCGGGAUCUCGCCGUUCAAAUUAGCAAGAUGUUGCAAGGUCUCCAGACAGAUUACGUCCUGCAGACAACGCCGAGCCCCGUGGCCUUGCGCCUGCACGGUGACUUUGAGGUGCAGGUGGCCGCCCACCUGACGUUGGUGCAGCUCCAGUCGCUGGGCCAGGAUGUCCAUCGCUUCCUCAGGGGCCUGGACAAGAGCCAGCAGGAGGAAACGGACAGCGAUCUGCUGACAAAUCUGAAAUAAUCUUUAUUGUUAUUAUUUAUAAUAGUAUUUAUUAAAGUGUUGAGGCAUUUAUUUUUUUAUUUGCUAAAACAAUUCAAUACUGAAUAUAUUAUUUAUCUAUUAUUUAUACAUUAUUUAUGGAAUAUUUUUGUAUGAAUGCUUAUAAUAUUUAUAACCUGUCCUUCAAUAAACCCUUUUCUUAAUUUCGG